AUGAAGAGUAAUUUCAAAUGGCAUAUUGAUACUUCUAGUUAUCCUAAAGAAAUUUUCAAUAGAAAACUAUAUCUUUCAAUAUUUAUUUUUGGUAUAUUAGGUGCUGCGAGAGGCUACGAUGAGGGAAAUAUAUCUGGUAAUAUAGUUCUUCCUUCAUUUAAGGACAGAUUUGGAUUAAAUGAUUCUGGUAAGUCACAAAAUUCAAUUGCAAAUUUACAAUCAAAUAUAACUUCCAUGGUUCAAUUAGGAUCAAUUGGCGGGGCAUUAUUAGCAGUUAAAACUGUUGAUUUUUUUGGUAGAGUUAGAGCACUACAAAUUGUUUGUAUAUUAUGGAUAAUUGGAGCAAUUAUACAAAUAACAGCUACAAGUGUUGGUCAAUUAUAUGCUGGUAGAAUAAUUGAAGGUUUAGCAAUUGGUCAAACAACAAGUAUUGGUCCCAUUUACAUUGCUGAAUGUGCAGUAAGUGUACAUCGUGGUAUAUUCGGUUCAAUCUUUGCAGGAAAUGUUUAUCUAGGUGUAAUGAUGUAAGUAAACUAAUGAUAUUCUUCUCAAUAGUACUAACUUGAAGUAGAGGUUAUUUUGCAAAUUAUGGAUGUUCUUUACAUGUUCCAGCUUAUAAAGGUCAAUCAAUUAAUGAUAAUCAAUGGAGGUAUACAUUAACUCCAAAGAUAAUUUUGGGUGGUUUAAUCUUUAUUGGCUCGAUUUUUUUAACUAUUGAAUCACCUAGAUGGUUAUUAAGUAAAGGCAAAUCAGAAUCAGCACUUGAAAACUUAUCCAAAUUAAGGCAACUACCUAAAGAUCAUCCAUAUAUUGUUGCUGAAAUAUCAGAUAUAAAUGAACAAAUAAUGACUGAGAAAGAAGCAAAAGAAGGUAGUAGUAUGAUUGGAUGUAUACAAGAGGUUUUCCGAAAGAAAUCAAUAACAUAUAGAUUCUUUGUCAUUGCUAUAUGUGCUCAACUAAUUGCUCAAUGGAGUGGUGCUAAUGCCGUGACUAUAUAUGCUUCAGAGUUAUUUUCGUUAGCUGGUAUUAAAGGAGAUUCAAAUCAAUUAAAAAUGUCUGCCGUGCUAGGAGUAGUUAAAUUUGUUGCAGCUUACAUAUCAUCAUUCUUCAUCAUUGAUCUAUUUGGACGUAAGAAGGCUUUAUAUUCUGGUGUUUCUUUGCAAAUGUUGAGUAUAUUAUAUUUUGCAAUAUUUUUAACAAUUGUUCCUCAAGCGGCAAAUAGUGAUGCUAAAUUAAGUCCAUCAGAACAUCAAGCUUCAAAAGCUGCUUUAGCUGCAAUUUUCUUAUCUGGAGCAGGUUGGACAAUGGGUUUUAAUAUAAUUCAAUAUUUGAUAGGAGCUGAAAUAUUUCCAUUAAAUAUUAGGUCAUUUGCGCAAUCGACAGUUAUGGUAAUCCACUUUGCUAAUCAAUAUGGUAACUCAAAAGCAUUACCAAAAAUGAUGAUUGCAAUGAAACCAUAUGGAGCUUUUUAUUUCUUUGUGGGCAUGUAUACCAGUGUAGUUCAUUUUAGAAUUUACUAACAAAUCUAGGUGUAAUGUUCAUAGGAUUAAUAUGGGCAUUUUUCUUACCAGAGUUAAAAGGAAGAAGUCUUGAAAGUAUUGAAGAAGUAUUCACAUUACAAUGGUACAAUUUAAGAAGAUGUAAUGAAUUAGUUCCUGACCAUUCGCAAGUUCAUAGAAUUAAACUUACAAAUUCAAGAGGUAAUACUGAUUAUAAUAAUAUCCAAUAUGAGAAUAAAGAAUCUACAGCUAUGAAUGAAAACUUGUUUAGUUCAGAUAACUCAAUGGAAGAAGACAAGCUGAGUAAAUUAGAUGUUUAG
Messenger RNA from Insectozyma verbasci, 1819 nucleotides. The record is from the annotation of a GenBank genome assembly. NCBI's taxonomy places the organism in Eukaryota, Fungi, Ascomycota, Pichiomycetes, Serinales, Debaryomycetaceae.